Messenger RNA from Penaeus monodon (black tiger shrimp), 1480 nucleotides. RefSeq lists its product as uncharacterized. The record is from RefSeq and is a predicted model, not a curated record. NCBI's taxonomy places the organism in Eukaryota, Metazoa, Arthropoda, Malacostraca, Decapoda, Penaeidae.
GAGUGAAUAAGUUUAGAAAGUAGGAUGUUGUUAUUUAUUUGUUUAUUUUUCUUCGGGCUAUGGUUACAUCUCGUGAUUUUUUCAUAUACGCAAGAGUGAAAAUCAGUCACAUCACGUGGAUGGUUGAUCUGCUCCUGAAUGAACGUCCUCCGCCCACCUUUGGCCUGCGCGCGCCAUCUUGGAUCGCGGACGGCCAAAGUUUAAAAGCGCGGUCCCGACACUUCUCUGCCCAGAGCUCAGCUAACUUCCUUCCGCUACACUUAAGUGCUCGAACCAUCAGCCCGCUAGGAUGUGCUAGGACGAACCACACGCCAAAGACAAAGUAACUGAAAUCAGCCAUCAGCUUCGACCAAGUUCGUUCACAUCCACAAGACAACACCAACCAUGCACUCGUUUGUUGUGAUCCUUGAGCAGCAGCGAAGUAUCGUGCGCCUCAUGUGGCUCCGAGUGCCAAGACGCCUGUGGCACUAGGAACUUCAGAGCCUGCUGCUUCAACUUCCAGCGACGUCGAAGGGCGGAGGCACUCCCUCACAGCGUCUUGAGCGGCGACGGCGUGGACUCAGCGGCCCUCCAGGGAGUCCUGCGCCAGAUGAUCGACGCCCAAAACCCUCGGCUCCCCCAGGCCCUCCGCCCUCUCUCGCGCCCCCUGGACGUUUCCCCUGCAGAUCACGGCGCCGCAGGCUUCAGAGAGACGCCAUCCUUGUCCUCCUUCAUGAGCAGCCUCCUGCAGGAAUCCAGCGAGGAAGAGGGCGACGACGCGGCAGUCGUAGCGGACGGCAGGACCGAGGAGGACGACGCGGCCGCGGGUCUCGGCGAUGGCCUCAGCCUCUCCCGCCUCGUCGCCGUCGGGAUGCGCCGCCCCCCGCCCCCCGACAUACGGGUCCCCCUCGCCUCCUGCUGCGCCAGCCCCUCCGCCUCCGGUACCCCACUUCGACCUCCAGAAAGUAGAAAAACCAUCGAUGAAUAUGACAAUCAAAGAAAAGCAUAACCUCUUUCUCGACUGCCUCUCGAUAUAUGUAUUAGUGAGUGAAAAGAUAUGCCAACACGACUGAAAUUUCAACGUUAUGACAAACACUGUGGAAGGAUGCGAAUAAAACAAUAUCAUGGUACCCCCAGUACUCGCACACAUAUACACACUAUAUAUAAAUUCGUAUACACGGGUCAAGAAUCCAAACCAACCGAUCACGGGAGGUCAACGAGUCCCUCAGAAGGACCCGGUAGCGUUCCCUUCCCACUGCGUAGGCUGGCGCGGUGUCUGAAGGGCUGAGGGCGAAGGUGAAGGAUCCCCUGAUAUCCUACAAGGCUACUGAUUCGCUGACCCAUCCUUUGACUCAUGUUAUAUCUACUGCAUAUCGCUCUGCCUGCGAAGGGGCAAAAGGAAAUACACAUUCGUUGUACAUGCUUUUUCUUUCCUGGAAAGUCUUUUCGAGCACUAAACAAAACCAAAUGUAUUGAAGUUAAUAUAUAAACUGGAGAGACA